Messenger RNA from Dioscorea cayenensis subsp. rotundata (Guinea yam), 2105 nucleotides. Its product is annotated as probable sugar phosphate/phosphate translocator At1g06470. Bases 145 to 1545 code for a protein of 466 amino acids. Gene Ontology annotation, biological process: UDP-glucose transmembrane transport. The record is from RefSeq and is a predicted model, not a curated record. The transcript is spliced from 12 exons. NCBI's taxonomy places the organism in Eukaryota, Viridiplantae, Streptophyta, Magnoliopsida, Dioscoreales, Dioscoreaceae. Gene Ontology annotation, cellular component: endoplasmic reticulum-Golgi intermediate compartment; Golgi apparatus; cis-Golgi network. Gene Ontology annotation, molecular function: antiporter activity.
UUGAAUCAUACUAAUAAACCAAAAAAGGGCCAAAAAGAGGACACCUACUUCUCCGUAUCUUUCUUUCUUCGAUUUUCCCGAGAGAUCGAACACUUGUCUUCAAAUCUCAAUCCAAUCCCAAACCCCUCGCUCAGUCUCUACUCGAUGGAGGUGAAGGACCCGGGCUCAGUAGACGAAGGAGACGAAGCUAUUGCCGUCGCCGACACCGGCGAGCACAGCCCCGUUCUCCGUCGAGAGCCUUCCUUCUCUCGGUGGUGUGAUGAGGAGGGGAUCGUCCGCUCAUUGCCAGGGUCUCGCAGGAAUAGCACCGCCGAUGAAUCUGAGGAUUUUGAACUCCCGCUGUUACGGGGAGACGCUGCCGGUUCAGAAACAGGCGUCGGUGAGUCUGAGGGGCAGAGAUUGGGUGGCUUUCAUCAGCUCAAAGUGGAUGCUGCGUUUGAUGUCGAGAAUGGAAUGGUUGAGAAGCUGGAAGCGCUGAAGCAAUCGGCGAGGAGUUCGGUUUCUGUGGCUAAUGUGAUCAAGAUCUUGUUUUUUAUACUGGUUUGGUACACCUUCAGCACUUGCUUGACACUGUAUAAUAAGAUAUUGUUGGGGCAUCACAUGGGAAAUUUUCCAGCUCCGUUGUUGAUGAAUACUAUCCACUUUACAAUGCAAGCUGCUCUGUCAAAUAUUAUUAUUUGGUUUCAGUCGAAGGGGUCAGAUAGCAGCAAGGUGAUGUCUUGGAGGGAUUACUUCAUUGUAGUUGUACCAACUUCUCUUGCAACUGCAUUGGAUAUCAACCUGAGCAAUGCUUCACUUGUUUCGAUAUCUGUAACAUUUGCUACAAUGUGUAAAUCUGCAGGGCCAAUAUUUCUUCUUCUGUUUGCUUUUGCUUUUAGGUUGGAGAGUCCCAGUUUUAAGCUUUUUGGCAUAAUGUUGGUGAUCUCCUCUGGCGUUUUAUUAACAGUUUCUAAGGAGACAGAGUUUGAGUUUUGGGGAUUUGUGUUUGUUAUGCUUGCUGCUGUUAUGUCUGGUUUCCGUUGGUGCAUGACUCAGAUUCUUUUGCAGAAAGAAUCUUAUGGCCUGAAGAAUCCCAUUAGACUGAUGGGGAAUGUUACCCCCUUGAUGGCUGCUAUGACUCUUGUCCUUUCUCUUAUGGUGGAACCCUGGCAUGAUUUGAAGAUCAGCCAUUAUUUUAAUAGUUCAUGGCAUAUAAUUCAGAGUUCCCUACUAAUGCUGCUAGGAGGAAUGUUGGCAUUCUUUAUGGUCUUAACUGAGUAUAUGCUGGUUUCAAUGACCAGUUCAGUAACCGUGACGAUAGCUGGUGUUGUCAAGGAGGCUGUAACAAUUUUGGUUGCAGUGUUAUACUUCCAUGAUAAAUUUACCUGGCUGAAAGGACUUGGGCUUCUGAUUAUAAUGGUUGGUGUCAGUUUGUUCAACUGGUACAAAUAUCUGAAACUAAAAAGAUCUCAUCCAAGUGAAGCUGCAGAAAGAAGUUCUACAGUUUCCAAUUCACCUGGGAAGUAUGUUAUCCUUGACGAGUUGGAUCUUGUAGAUGAUAGAUAAUAUUUGGCAUCUCAUACUACUUUCCCAAAGCAUCAAGGUAAUUUUAAGGGAAUUCCAUGACGCCCUUAAUAUUACUCAAAUUAUCACAGGUUGUGUCUUAUCUUAUGCUAUACAGUAUCCACAGAUUGUUUUUUAACUCUGGUGGGAAUGUCUUGACCUUAAAAAUUCUCUGAUUGUCCUGAAGGAUAUACUGCAGGUUAAGCUCUAGAUUGCUAUAUGAUCUCCCACUUCGUGUCUUCAUUUAUUGGACCGAUCGUUCUGUUCAUUUGGGUGAUUGCAAUGAGUGCCAAGAACAAGGUAAUCCAGUUAUUUAGCGUCCAAUAGCACCUAUGAAUAUAAAGUUAUGUUUUCAGCUUUCAUGUAUACUUAUUUGAGUAUUGAUCUCUUGGCUUUCUAUUGAUUCAUUAUUUCUGAAAUUCAUUUCCCAUAAUGCCCUACUCAAGCAUACCAAAUGUAUAGGCGUGGUAUCGUAUUAUUUGUUUGUGUUCUUAUUUCUGUAUCUGUUGCUUCUCUAGUUCACUUUGUUGGACAAGGGUAAUAUGGACAUCUUACAUCUGUCA